Exaiptasia diaphana is the source of this 905-nucleotide messenger RNA. RefSeq names its product splicing factor YJU2. Gene Ontology annotation, biological process: mRNA splicing, via spliceosome. Gene Ontology annotation, cellular component: U2-type catalytic step 1 spliceosome. NCBI's taxonomy places the organism in Eukaryota, Metazoa, Cnidaria, Anthozoa, Actiniaria, Aiptasiidae. The record is from RefSeq and is a predicted model, not a curated record. Bases 114 to 905 code for a protein of 263 amino acids. The transcript has 8 exons.
UUGAAGAAGAAAUACAUGUGAACACUUAGACGAAAAAAUAUCRGUUACUUUCGUCAAAAACUUCAUUUUAAUUACCACUUCCUGUAAAUUGAUUUAAACAGUAUCUUUCCAAGAUGUCMGAACGAAAAGUCUUAAAUAAAUAUUAUCCACCUGAUUUUGAUCCAACAAAAAUCCCAAAGUUAAAGCUUGCUAAAGACAGACAGUAUGUUGUUAGAUUGAUGGCUCCAUUCAAUAUGAGGUGCACAACAUGUGGGGAAUAUAUUUAUAAAGGAAAAAAGUUCAAUGCAAGGAAGGAAACUGUUCAAGGAGAGACCUACCUAGGACUGUACAUAUUCAGAUUUUAUAUAAGAUGUCCAAAAUGCAUAUCAGAAAUCACUUUCAAGACAGAUCCUGAAAAUACAGAUUAUGUCUGUGAAAAAGGUGCAACGAGAAAUUUCCAGGCUCAACUCAUGUUAGAAAGACAAGAAGAGGCAGCCAAGCAAGAAAGAGAAGAUGAAGAGCUGAACAACCCCAUGAAAGCUCUUGAGAAUAGGACCAAGGAGUCUAAACAGGAAAUGGACAUUCUUGAAAAGCUUGAAGAACUCCGAGACUUAAACACACGGCAUGCUGAUGUAAACUAUGAAUCCAUGUUGGAAAUCUAUCGAAAAUAUGAAGAAGACAUGAAGGUUAAAGAAGAAGAAGAAGAUGAAGCACUUGUCAGCUCUAUUUUUGGCUCYAAUAAAAUCCAGAGGAGGUUGAGUGAUAGUGACAGUGAUGAUGACAACCAAGAUAAACCAACAASUACUAAAACAACUGUUGGUAAAAAAAGAGCUACAGAUGUAUUGACAGAGGUAACAACACCAAACUUACUUUAUUAUUUACUGAUACAGUUGAACCUCUAUUUAGCCUUCACCCUCCACUCUUGA